This is a messenger RNA of Anguilla anguilla (European eel), 598 nucleotides long. RefSeq names its product serine palmitoyltransferase, small subunit B (gene sptssb). Gene Ontology annotation, molecular function: serine C-palmitoyltransferase activity. Gene Ontology annotation, cellular component: serine palmitoyltransferase complex. The record is from RefSeq and is a predicted model, not a curated record. The transcript has 2 exons. Lineage: Eukaryota; Metazoa; Chordata; Actinopteri; Anguilliformes; Anguillidae. The coding region runs from base 319 to 561 and encodes 80 amino acids. Gene Ontology annotation, biological process: endoplasmic reticulum organization; ceramide biosynthetic process.
GGCAUUUUUGUCUGUUUAUAUAGGGUAGGGGACAGGACGUCACGACCUGUUCCACGACAAGGCAUCACGAAGAUGUAAGUCUAGAUAGAUGUUACAGCGAGCAAAAGUUUCUGGAAAGCAUCUAAUUCGUCAGCGUUCUUUCUCUGCGGCAAACGCCAGUGGUGUUUUGUCGGGUGUCGACUGAAUAAAUGCACGGUUUUAGAUACUGUGUGCGCAGUAUAAUGCUAUAGCGGCAGAAUGUUGCGCUCAGCCUGCUGUUCCCAUUAGCUCUCGCGCUGGACUAUCCGUCCGUGGUACAGUGUGACAGAAAGUUCCGGAAUGGAUGUGAAGAACCUGAAGGAGUACCUGUGCUGGCUGUACUACCAGUACCUGCUCAUCACGGGGAUCUACGUCCUGGAGCCGUGGGAGCAGUCCAUCUUCAACACGGUCUUCUUCACCAUGGUCGCCAUGGUGAUCUACACGUCCUACGUCUUCGUGCCCAUCCACGUGCGCCUGGCGCUGGAGUUCUUCUCGGGGCUGUGUGGGGGGCAGGAGGAGAGCACGGUGGCCCUCAUGAACUAACGGGGGCGUGUCCCUAGGAGGGGGGGUUCCUCGGGUG